UCACUCUCUCUCUCUUUUAUCGCCGCGGCGUCUCGCCGUCGCCGUCGCCGUCGCCGUCGUACGCAGCACUCCGCCGCUCGCGGUGCCGCUCGCUGUUCUCCCCUCCAGCUCGGAGUAUACAAUUUAUAGGAGGGGCAUUAUGUUCUAUCUUAGUCUAAUCGAGCACACGCUGCGGUUACCUCCCCAUCUGCUCAGCCUAUCCCAAGAUAAAGCUGUUAGACAUGAGCUUGAGAACCUUUUCUUAGAUAAGGUUAUUGCAAAUUUGGGCCUUUGCAUUUCUCUCUAUGAUAUCAGAAGAAUUGAUGGUGGCUUUAUCUUUCCAGGAGAUGGUGCACCUACUUACACGGUGGAAUGCAGACUGAUAGUGUUCCGUCCAUUUAUUGGGGAAAUAAUUGAUGCGAAACUCAAAGAAUUUGAUAAAGACGGUUUGCGCUUAUCUAUGGGAUUUUUUGAUGAUAUUUACAUACCCUUUCAUCUCUUGCCAUACCCAUCCCGUUUCGAACCUGACUCAGAAAAUGGGAACCGGUUUAGAUGGAUAUGGGAAUAUCGUGAUGCAAAUGAGGAAAACGGAGCUGAUCAGACAUCGGGCACAGUAUUAUAUCCUAUUGAUGAGAUUGGCGAGACUAUCAGAUUCAGAGUUCAGAGUGUAAAUUAUCCUUCAAUUCCACUGGAACAACCAAAAGAUGCGAAGCCAUUUGCUCCUAUGGUGAUUACUGGAUCGCUUGAUAAUGAUGGUUUGGGUCCCCUUUCAUGGUGGGAAUGAUGAAUAUGUGUUUGGGUUGGUAAGGCAGAUCUGUCAAUAACAGGAUUGACUGUGUUCGCUACAGAACGAGUACUUAGCUAUAGCAUCUCCUGUAUAUGUUCCUUAUUUCUUUAUUAUGUGUAUUAAAUGACAAGUUAAUUGAAGUCAUAUGUGCCAAAGUCUUAUCAGUCUUCCGUUUUGGUGGUCAUAGGCACCUUCUGGUGUAAUGAUCUCUGGGCUGUGACAUAAGUGUCUGUCGUGUCAGUAUUGACUGUGGAGAGGAACUAUAGGAGGAAUGCUACGGUUUAAUGCAUAGGCUAGCAUCGGACUUGGUCAUGUAUAUUUGGUGUCCUGGGUUGAAUGCCAUUGCCUUCAUUGAUUUUUCUUC
Messenger RNA from Syzygium oleosum, 1130 nucleotides. RefSeq lists its product as uncharacterized. Gene Ontology annotation, cellular component: RNA polymerase III complex. The transcript is spliced from 8 exons. The coding region runs from base 140 to 763 and encodes 207 amino acids. NCBI's taxonomy places the organism in Eukaryota, Viridiplantae, Streptophyta, Magnoliopsida, Myrtales, Myrtaceae. Gene Ontology annotation, biological process: DNA-templated transcription; transcription initiation at RNA polymerase III promoter. The record is from RefSeq and is a predicted model, not a curated record.